This is a messenger RNA of Peromyscus leucopus (white-footed mouse), 1021 nucleotides long. It is a transcript of the gene Pitx1, whose product is annotated as paired like homeodomain 1. The record is from RefSeq and is a predicted model, not a curated record. Lineage: Eukaryota; Metazoa; Chordata; Mammalia; Rodentia; Cricetidae. Gene Ontology annotation, molecular function: RNA polymerase II cis-regulatory region sequence-specific DNA binding; DNA-binding transcription factor activity, RNA polymerase II-specific. Gene Ontology annotation, biological process: anatomical structure morphogenesis; regulation of transcription by RNA polymerase II. Gene Ontology annotation, cellular component: nucleus. Bases 54 to 998 code for a protein of 314 amino acids. The transcript is spliced from 3 exons.
GCCGGGCGCGCCCGGCCCCGGCCCCUGGAGCGCCCGCUGCGGUCCCCACCUCCAUGGACGCCUUCAAGGGAGGCAUGAGCCUGGAGAGGCUGCCUGAGGGGCUGCGGCCACCUCCGCCGCCGCCGCACGACAUGGGGCCCAGCUUCCACCUGGCCCGCGCCGCCGACCCCCGGGAGCCGCUGGAGAACUCCGCCAGCGAGUCGUCCGACACGGAUCUGCCAGACAAGGAGCGCGGCGGGGAAGCCAAGGGGCCCGAGGACGGUGGCGCUGGCAGCGCAGGCUGCGGCGGAGCAGAGGAUCCAGCCAAGAAGAAGAAACAGCGGCGGCAACGCACUCACUUCACAAGCCAGCAGUUGCAAGAGCUGGAGGCCACGUUCCAAAGGAACCGCUACCCGGACAUGAGCAUGAGAGAGGAGAUCGCGGUGUGGACCAACCUCACUGAGCCGCGAGUGCGGGUCUGGUUCAAGAACCGGCGAGCCAAGUGGCGCAAGCGGGAGCGGAACCAGCAGUUGGACCUGUGCAAGGGCGGCUACGUGCCGCAGUUCAGCGGCCUGGUGCAGCCCUACGAGGACGUGUACGCCGCCGGCUACUCCUACAACAACUGGGCCGCCAAGAGCUUGGCACCGGCGCCGCUGUCCACCAAGAGCUUCACCUUCUUCAACUCCAUGAGCCCGCUGUCCUCUCAGUCCAUGUUCUCGGCCCCCAGCUCCAUCUCUUCCAUGACCAUGCCGUCCAGCAUGGGCCCGGGCGCCGUGCCCGGCAUGCCCAACUCGGGCCUCAACAACAUCAACAACCUCACCGGCUCCUCGCUCAACUCGGCCAUGUCGCCGGGCGCCUGCCCCUACGGCACCCCCGCCUCGCCCUACAGCGUCUACCGGGACACGUGCAACUCGAGCCUCGCCAGCCUGCGGCUCAAGUCCAAGCAGCACUCGUCAUUUGGCUACGGCGGCCUGCAGGGCCCGGCCUCGGGCCUCAACGCUUGUCAGUACAACAGCUGACCGCCCCGCCGGGUCCCCGGGGC